Molecule: messenger RNA, 1762 nt
Organism: Falco peregrinus (peregrine falcon)
Lineage: Eukaryota; Metazoa; Chordata; Aves; Falconiformes; Falconidae
Gene: RBM41
Product: RNA binding motif protein 41
Exons: 7
Coding region: 166-1494 (442 amino acids)
Biological process (GO): mRNA splicing, via spliceosome
Cellular component (GO): U12-type spliceosomal complex
Molecular function (GO): U12 snRNA binding; pre-mRNA intronic binding
Source: RefSeq, a predicted model, not a curated record
GCGAAGGUCACCGCUUUCUGAUAAAAGCGCGUUGAUAAGGCCCGUGGCGCUGUGCCUUUACUGGCAGAGGGAAGUGAAUGGCGGCGCAUUUAGCAGGGGUGCCCCUGUACCGAGAUCCCCUGUGGGCUUUGUGCUUCGGCCCUGCCCAGUGCUGAAGGGGUGCCGAUGCUGGGUGAGGGGCUCUGCUUUGUAUUUUCCUUCCUGGGCCCGCACCCGUCAGCUUUGUCUGUGUGUUGUCCCCCGGAGAAAAGGGAAGGGGCCUGCGCGGGAGAGUCAUCUCCUGACUCUAACGAGAGGGUCAACAGCAGCCUCUCCAGUGAUGAGCUCCUACUGGAAGACUUGGAGACAGAAGGAGAGAGGCAGCUAAAGAGCCUCCUUCACCACCAGCUCGAUACCACCAUCUCCAUUGAACAAUGCAAGUCAAAGAGAAGAUGUUUUGCCCCUGCCGCUUUUUACAAGCCUUUUGGGGAAGAGGCAGCGGGGGCUUUGACCUUGUCGCAGUUCCAGGCCCUGCAGGAGAGCAACAAAGAAACUGCCUCUCUCCGCGAACUGGGACUCUCUGACUCAGAGAUCCUGCUCUGGAAGAACCGGGCAUCUACAGGGAAGGGCUCUGGGCUCGGAGCAGCCCCAGAGGCCACACAGGACCGACUCCAUGCCAUCCAGGAGAAGAUGGAAGAGCGUCAGCGCAUACUCGCUCUGCCCCAGAGGUUUGCUGGCAGCAAGCAGCUGAGCAGACGGGAGAUGGAGAUUGAAAAUGCCCUCUUUCAGGGAACAGACCGCCACUCCUUCCUCCGGGCACUCUACCAUGAAGAUGACAGUCAGAAGAGGGUUACAGAUGAAAAGGACCCCAUGGUUCAUCUGGAGAGUGUUUACCAAGAGCUGCUGAGCAAGAAGUCAUCUGAAGAAGUCCAGCCUACCAAGAGUGACCCAUGCUUGUGCUCUUCCCUGGCCCCGCAGGAGCCGCUGGCUGAGGAGUCAUCACUUCCAGACCAGGAAGAGCAGGCAGAACAGGCAGGAAGUCCUAGCCUUCCUGCAACAAGGCCCCACCAGUCACCUCCAGGGUUUGUGGUUAUCAAAGAACCUGUAGAGUUUGUCCCGGAAGAGGAGAUCUGCAAAAACCGUCUCUCAGAGGAAGAACUUCGGAAUAUACCCAGGUUCUCAUCCUACCAUCCUGGGGAACCCAACAAGGUGCUGUAUUUGAAGAACCUGGGCCCUCAAGUGACGAUGAAGGAUCUAGUGUCCUUGUUUGCUCGGUUCCAGAAGGAGGACAGCCCACCAAUUCAGUUCCGUCUCCUGAACGGCCGGAUGAGGGGUCAGGCUUUCAUCACGUUCCCUGAUACUCAGUCAGCCCAGGCUGCCAUGCUGUUGGUGAAUGGUUACCAUCUGCAGGGGAAGCCAGUGGUGAUUGAAUUUGGGAAAAGCAAGGGACGUUUGCCAGAGGCUGACUCUGCCAUUCCCUGCUCAUCUGCUGGAGAGACCCCCCCGGCCAAGUAAGGGAUGGAUAACUGGGAACCUUGUGGAUUUGCAUGGCCAUGGGAACUCCUCAGUUGUAACUGGGACAGUGAAGGACUGUUAGGAGUUAAUAUAAGGUCCAUGAAUCUGAGUGGGGAAGGGAGAGAGCUGGGGACUAGGCUUUUCUUUGAGAUAGGCACUGUCUUUACACUGUUGAGGUAUAAUGGCUUUUUCUCCUGUUCUACGUGUGUGGCUUUCAUGGCAAGGAGGGAGGGAGGAAGCCCUGUAAAUAAACGUAUUUAUUAUGGUA